Messenger RNA from Eufriesea mexicana, 2520 nucleotides. Its product is annotated as DNA repair and recombination protein RAD54B. The coding region runs from base 1 to 2520 and encodes 839 amino acids. The record is from RefSeq and is a predicted model, not a curated record. The transcript is spliced from 10 exons. Gene Ontology annotation, cellular component: nucleus. Gene Ontology annotation, biological process: reciprocal meiotic recombination; double-strand break repair via homologous recombination. Gene Ontology annotation, molecular function: DNA translocase activity; ATP binding. Lineage: Eukaryota; Metazoa; Arthropoda; Insecta; Hymenoptera; Apidae.
AUGUAUCGUAAUAAUGUAAGCAAAAAUUUUAAAAUUACUUCGAAAUAUCAGCAACCAAUGAAUCCACGGAAAUCCAAACAAAAUUUAGAAAAUAUCAAUAUAUCAUCAGAAGAUUCCGAACAAACAUUUAUUAGAAGCACAACAAAAAUUCUUAAUUUAUUUAAAAAUACUUCUACAAGUUAUAAUGAAAAAAUACAGGAAGAGAAUAUUGAAAUUGAAGAAAAGAAAAAUAAUGCAAUUACCGUUAAGGAAAAUUCAGCCAAUAAUACUGAUAGUAAUAAAAUUAUUUUUAAUGUAGUAAUAGGUAAAAAGUCUAUGAGAAAACAUAAGAAAUGGGACGAUGAUGGAAUACUGGAAGUCACAGGAAAAUAUGCAAUUUUAAAGGAUAUGGUAGGCAAUAUUAUUCAUAAAACUAAAGUUAAUCCAGAAGUUCUUGUGGAAGGCUUUAGAAUGUAUAUAGAUAACAAAGAAAUUGAGAUAAUUGACAAAGCAGUAGCUAAAUGUUUACCUCAUAAAUCUACUCCAGAAAAGAUUUCAGAACCACCCACAAAGAAAUUAAAAAUUUCAAGUUCUAAACCAUAUGUUCCAUUAGGAUCCUUACAUAAAGAGUUAAAGUUGAGAUGUCAUCCAUUAGUAAUGCCAUCUAUAAAUAUUUCAAAGAACUGGAUAGAGAAUGAUGUGUUAGAAAAUGAGAAAGAAGUGUCUGUAGAUACUUGUUUAGUAAAUAUUCUUAGACCACACCAACGCUAUGGUAUUGUUUUUCUAUAUGAAUGUAUUAUGGGUUUAAAAAUACCUAAUUAUUUUGGAGCAAUUUUAGCUGAUGAAAUGGGACUUGGUAAAACAUUACAAUGCAUUACAAUUAUUUGGACAUUAUUAAAAAAAGGACCAUAUGGAUGUCCAAUAUUAAAAUAUAUAUUAAUAGUAACUCCUAGUAGUUUAUGUAAUAAUUGGAAUAAAGAGUUUAAACAUUGGUUGGGUUUUCAUAGGAUAUCUCCAUAUAUCAUAAAUGCCAAAAAUAAACCCAAAGAUUUCAAAAAACAAGUAAGAAACUCAAUUAUGAUUGUUAGUUAUGAGAUGCUUGUCAAAUGUCAACAAGAAAUUGAGCAAAUACCCUUUGAUUUACUUGUAUGUGAUGAAGGACAUCGAUUAAAAAAUAAUGACAUAAAGGCAGCAAAGAUUUUAAAUAACUUAAAUUGUAAAAAAAGAAUUCUAUUGACUGGGACUCCUAUACAAAAUGAUUUACAAGAAUUUUUUGCUUUAGUUGACUUUGUAAAUCCUACUAUACUGGGCAGUAAUUCUGAAUUUAAAAUGCAUUACGAAAAACCCAUUAUAGCAUUACAAUGUCCUAAUGCACCACACCACAUUGUAUCUCUUGGAACUGAAAGAGCUAAUGAAUUACAUGAAAAAACGAAAUGUUUUAUAUUAAGACGUACACAAGAAACAAUUAAUAAGUACUUACCUUCUAAGCAUGAACUAAUUGUAUUUUGUCGUUUAUCGAGCGAGCAAGUAGAUUUGUAUUCGGCAGUCAUAGAUCUUUGGCUCGAUAAAAAUGUACUACCAAAUAAUGCUAUACCACCUUUAUCAGUAAUAAUGGCUCUUAAAAAAAUUUGUAAUCAUCCAGAAUUAUUUUAUACUGGGAAAAAUGAGAUUUUAUGUGCUGAUUUAAAAAACUUUAACAGAGGUUCUAAUGUAAAAGAUAUUACAAAGGAAGCUUAUUGUGGAAAAAUUUCAAUUGUACAAACAUUAAUGAAAAAUUUAAAAAAGACGGAUGAAAAAUUAGUAUUGAUUUCGUAUUAUACGCAAACACUCGAUCUACUGGAAACUGUUUGUAAAACUGAAUAUUUACAAUUUCUUAGACUAGAUGGUAGUACAACAAGUAAUGCAAGAUCUAAAAUCAUAGAACUGUUCAAUUCAAUGGAUAAUAAUAGUAAAGUACUUUUAUUAAGUGCAAAGGCUGGCGGAGUUGGAUUAAACUUACCCGGUGCAUCUCGACUUAUAUUAUUUGAUUCAGACUGGAAUCCAGCAUCUGAUUCACAAGCUAUGGCAAGAAUUUGGAGGGAUGGUCAGAAAAAAGAUGUUUACAUAUUAAGAUUACUAACUACAGGUACUAUUGAAGAAAAGAUCUUUCAGAGACAAGUCAACAAAGCAAAUUUAAGUCAAACUGUGGUGGAUUUAAAUUGUUCGUCUUCCCUUAAACUAUCUAUGAGUGAAUUAAAGGAUUUAUUUACAUUAAAAACAAAUACAAAUUGUUUAACGCACGAUUUAAUGAAGUGUACUUGUAAUGGUUAUAAAAAACUAAAAGAAACAACAGAAGAACCUUGUCAAGAGAGUGAUAGAGAGUAUCAAUUUCUUCUAGAAAAUAAAACACUAAAAUCAAAUUUAACUAUAAACGAACUUUUGAAAUGGGAACAUUAUCAACAACCAAUUCCAGAUAAGAUAAUUCAAGAAACUAUGCUGUCUGAAAUGUCUAAUAAUAUCACUUUUGUACUAAAAAAUUCUGUAUUAAAUAAGACAAAAUAA